Cryptomeria japonica (Japanese cedar) is the source of this 665-nucleotide messenger RNA. RefSeq names its product auxin-responsive protein SAUR15. The transcript has a single exon. Gene Ontology annotation, biological process: response to auxin. Bases 43 to 489 code for a protein of 148 amino acids. Lineage: Eukaryota; Viridiplantae; Streptophyta; Pinopsida; Cupressales; Cupressaceae. The record is from RefSeq and is a predicted model, not a curated record.
UGUAGUUUUAACUAAGCCACAUUUUGCUCUGGUCUGAAACCAAUGGCAAGAACAAAGAGAAACCCCUGUGGUGUAUUUUUGAAUCAUAUAAAAGAGUUUUAUUGUUUGGUCCGUGCCCAAAAGGCAGCUGGGCCUUCACUCUCUCCUGAAAAGAGAAAGUAUUUCACAUUGGAAGAUGGCACUAGAAAAUCAUCGUCAUCAUCUAAUGAUGUUCCCAAGGGACAUUUUGCAGUAUAUGUUGGGCAUGAUAGAACUAGGUUUAUCGUCCCAACAGCUUAUUUGAAUGAUUCCCUGUUCAAGGCAUUGCUGCAGAAGUCCGAGGAAGAAUAUGGGUUUGAUCAUCAGAUGGGCAUCACCAUUCCCUGUGAGAAAGUUGCUUUCAGGUAUCUGACAUCCAUGUUAGGGAAAAAGAAUCCAGAGCUUAAAAGUUUGGAGCUGGAUGAGAUCAUUAGUGCAUACUGUUAUAGAGAGAUGGACUGUGAAAGUUAGGGAACUGAGUUUUGCUCAGACAUCUUUAGCUUGAUAGAAUGUAGGCGUUUCAAUAGAAUCCGGUUGUGCAGAGAAGUCUUCAACUAACAAAAAUUAAAUGAAAUGUUUUGUUAGAUAAGUGUUGUAUAUCGUUUAUCUUUCAACUCCUUUUAACGUUUUAAAUUAUUCACACUCAC